AACGCAAGUUUUUGAUAAAAUGAAAUGUAGUGUUGAGGGCAGAAACCUUUGUGCAUGUUUGUACAGAGAGUUUUUGAUUUGCUACUUGUCGGUCACAUGACCUUACAUCCGCUCUGUGACUGUUGCUGUUUGGCAGCUAUGACAACGAAAUUUGAAAGUUGGAUGAAUGGCCUCUAUGAAGAAAAAGCUUUCGUUUUCUAAAGUGCCUCAAAACUCUCUGAAAUAUACCGUAUACGUGGACAUUCAGGCAGUCACGUGUCCAGGAGUACUUCUAACUAAAAAGAAUGAUGUCUACCUCAGUGUGUGUAUCAUGGGCCAGUACAGAAAGACUCCCUGUUUGCCCCCUGUAUUCCCUUUACUCUUCCACCACAAAAUGGUCUUUGUCAAGACUUUACCCGGUGUUGUUGACCCUGCUGAUGUAGCUGACCUCCUCGAAGCUGACACGACAUCUUUUGAGCUGAUUCAGUUGGUGCCUCCAGAGGGUGAGGUCCUAGCCACGAUGGAGGAAAGCAGCAGAGACUUCCUGUACCCUGGUCCCAGACAGAGCUUCAGAGAAGGAUCUGCAGAGAGAGAAGUACUGAUGAAGAGGUCCUCUUCCUUUCCCGGAAUCUCUCCCAAAGUGGAGUUUGCCACGACAUCAGUCAUAGAAGAGAGUGAUAGAAGAGACAGCUGGCCUGCAACCCCUAGCUGCUGUCUUUCUCCAAUGAAGCCAUCUUCAACCCCAUCCAGACAGAGUUCAGCGAAAAAGUCUUCACCAUCCAGCAGGCAUUUUUCCAGAAUAGAUGAUGGGAGCUUUGCCUCUUUGAAAGGUGCAAAGGAAAAGCUAAAUACUGAGGCUAGCGUCACAAACUCGGCACCAUCAUCAUCAUCCAGACGUUCCCCUUCAUCCUCAUCUGGCUGCAGUCCCCGGAAAAACAAGAAGGAAAGAAAACAUGCUUCUCCCAGAGUGUCUGUAGACUCUGGCUACCAGCAGCCUACAGUUUCGUCAAUGGCACGAGCCCUGUCCCCUUACACUCACCGCAAGAUGUGCCAGCUUUCAGAGGACGCCAGGCAGAGGCUCAGCCACCUCCAGCUGGGGCCUCACCACUUCAGAAAGGAGACAGAAAGUCAGCCACCCUUCUUGGUCUCUCGUCGCAGUAGUGUCUCUGGGAUGGGAACUCCUUCCUCCUCUCCCCACAAUGGCAGCAUGCAUCGAUACUCUUUUAGCUCCUCAGCUGAUCAAACAGAUUCUUCUUUACUGGGUAGUUACAGACCAAGAACAGACAGACUGAAAUCAGGUUCUGUGAGGGUCCAGUCAUCUCUAGAGACACAGUCCAGACAAGAAGCCCAGACAAGAAGCCCUGUGAUAGGUUCUCCUCCUGCACACUCUACCGUGGUUAUGUCAAAAUCCAGAGGUCCUCUGAAUCUCAGCAACCAUUCCCUCAGAGAAAGGCUCCAGACCAGUCAGCCCAGUCCAUCCUACUGGGAGGAGAUCCACAGCCGAGUUCAGAGAAUCCUGCAGACACACAGAACCACCUGGGACCACCAAGUGGCCUUUGACCUUUAACCUUCUGAUGAAAAUGUAACCA
Messenger RNA from Seriola dumerili (greater amberjack), 1568 nucleotides. It is a transcript of the gene spata6, whose product is annotated as spermatogenesis associated 6. Lineage: Eukaryota; Metazoa; Chordata; Actinopteri; Carangiformes; Carangidae. The record is from RefSeq and is a predicted model, not a curated record. Bases 167 to 1546 code for a protein of 459 amino acids. The transcript is spliced from 11 exons. Gene Ontology annotation, biological process: spermatogenesis. Gene Ontology annotation, molecular function: myosin light chain binding.